Solea senegalensis (Senegalese sole) is the source of this 4381-nucleotide messenger RNA. RefSeq names its product solute carrier family 7 member 1a (gene slc7a1a). The transcript has 13 exons. Gene Ontology annotation, biological process: transmembrane transport; amino acid transport. NCBI's taxonomy places the organism in Eukaryota, Metazoa, Chordata, Actinopteri, Pleuronectiformes, Soleidae. Gene Ontology annotation, cellular component: plasma membrane. The record is from RefSeq and is a predicted model, not a curated record. The coding region runs from base 1117 to 3072 and encodes 651 amino acids. Gene Ontology annotation, molecular function: amino acid transmembrane transporter activity.
GACACUAAUUUCAUUAUUAAACGUCCUGUUUCAAACACAUUUGAAUUGAUGGUUUUGACCGAGCAGUUACACUCGGGUCAGAGAAGGGUCACAGAGUAGACUGUGUGUAAGUGUGUGUGUGUGUGUGUGUGUGUGACAGUAACAGCUUUUCAGUAUUAGACGAGUGUCAAAUAUAACAGACUGAGAGAAACAGAGAGUGUUGUUACGAUACUUCCUGAUACUAAAUGAAAACAAAUAUAAAAGUCUCAUCACACAAAUGUGAUGAGUAGACAAACGUGCAAAAAUAAGAAAAUAAACUAAAUGUGUGUAAGUUAAAGCAGCGACUGAGGGAUGACUGCAAACACGUUUUACAGAGUUCAGCUUCCACCUUAUCUUCUCUAACUUUUACCAACACAAAGAGAAGUGAGAGAGCGGAACAGUGCUGUUAGUGCUGAGAUUUAAAUGUUAUAUCUACAACUGUUGCUGGAGCUUGGUGACAAUCUUUCACAAGUGAGGUCAUGGUCAUUAAACACUGUAUCCUGGAAAUUUGAACUUUAGUAAAAAUGUGUACGAUGCAGAAUUUUGCAGUUUUGAGUUUGAUUAAAUUUGAUCCAGAUAGACGAGGAAUGAGCUUGAUGUAGACUGGCAUCCCAUAACUCCACCGAAGGCUCUAAAAUUGCAGGGCAGUGUGUGCCGGUGUAUCCAGAGCAGAAUGUGUGUGCUCUGGACUGAGUCUAAUGCUGUGUUUCCAUCAUGGUACGGCUCCGUUUGGACUUACUUUUCAACUGACAACGGUACCAAAGACUGUAUGUGUCGUCGUACUGGUACGAUGUUUACACCACGAGUUACACCACCUCUCUCUGUCUCUGUCUGUCUCUCUCUCUGUCUGUCUCUGUCUGUCUCUCUCUCUCCGUAUUCUCCCCUCUUUCCAUUCCGUUAAUGUUGUGCAACACCAACCUUUUCUCUGGCUGUAUGAGCUCAGCAGUGAGGAAUGAGGAGAGUUCAGAGGGUUGACAGUUUGCGUUCCCAUUCUGACGGUGCGUGUGACCUCUGCCCUGUGACCUCUGAAUCCCGUUCAGCCUCCUCCCCUUCCCUCCUCUCCUCCCCCUUCCUCCCUCCCCCGAGUGCCCGUCAGCGAUGGUGCUGCAGACGCUCCUGCGCUUCGGGAAGCGGUUGCUGAGGGUGAAGGUGGUGGACUGUAACUCGGACGAAUCCCGUCUGUCCAGAUGUCUGAACACCUUUGACCUGGUGGCCCUGGGCGUAGGCAGCACGCUGGGCGCGGGCGUCUAUGUGCUCGCCGGGGCCGUGGCUCGAGAGAAUUCAGGUCCUGCUAUUGUGCUGUCCUUCCUGAUAGCAGCCUUAGCCUCCGUGCUGGCUGGUCUAUGCUACGCUGAGUUUGGAGCCCGUGUUCCCAAAACUGGAUCAGCUUACCUUUACUCCUAUGUGACUGUUGGAGAACUCUGGGCUUUUAUCACCGGAUGGAACCUCAUCCUUUCGUAUAUCAUUGGUACCUCCAGCGUGGCCAGGGCCUGGAGCGCGACGUUCGACGAGUUGGUGGGAAAGCGCAUCGAGGUGUUCUGCAGAGAAUACAUGUCGAUGAAGGCACCCGGUCUGUUGGCAGAGUAUCCCGACGUGUUUGCUGUUCUCAUCAUCAUCAUUCUCACAGGUCUGCUGGCGUUCGGGGUUAAAGAGUCUGCCAUGGUGAACAAGGUGUUCACGUGCAUCAACAUCCUCGUCCUGUUGUUCAUGGUCGUCUCCGGCCUGGUGAAAGGAACUUUAAAGAACUGGCAGUUAGACCCUGAGGAGAUCCUACAUGCCAAUCAUACCAGCAACUCCAGUCUCAACCUCACCAGUGUCUUACCAGCAGAAGAGCAGUUAGGAGUGGGGGGCUUCAUGCCGUUUGGUUUCUCCGGUGUCCUGUCAGGAGCUGCCACCUGUUUCUAUGCCUUUGUGGGCUUUGACUGCAUCGCCACCACAGGCGAGGAGGUGAAGAAUCCCCAGAGAGCCAUUCCCAUCGGCAUCGUGUCCUCGCUGCUCAUCUGCUUCGUGGCGUACUUCGGUGUCUCUGCGGCGCUGACCCUCAUGAUGCCGUACUACCUGCUGGACAGCAACAGCCCUCUGCCUGUAGCCUUUAACUAUGUGGGCUGGGGAGGAGCCAAAUAUGCUGUAGCUGUAGGCUCUCUGUGUGCUCUGUCCACAAGUCUGUUGGGUUCCAUGUUCCCUCUGCCCCGUAUCAUCUUUGCCAUGGCUCGGGAUGGCCUGCUCUUCUCCUUCCUGUCCCACAUCAGCGAAAGAAAAGCGCCCAUAACGGCCACAGUGGUUGCUGGGGUGUUGUCUGCGAUCAUGGCCUUUCUCUUCGAGCUGAAGGACCUGGUGGACCUGAUGUCCAUAGGAACGCUCCUGGCCUACACUUUGGUGGCUGCGUGUGUCUUGGUGCUCAGGUAUCAGCCGGAGCAGCCCACUGUGGUGUAUGAAAUGGCCAACUCUAAAGAGGAGGCGGAGAUGAGCGACGACAUCAGUGUCCCCAGUGUGGGCAUGCUUCCUGGUCUGGAGGAGAGGUUCAGCUUCAAGAUGCUGCUGUUUCCAGAUAAUCCUGAGCCGUCCUCGUUGUCAGGCUUCUUUGUCAACAUCUGUGCUUCUGUCAUGGGACUGUUGAUCCUGGUCUUCAGCGUGCUGGCCGUGCAGGGAGGCUCCGCCUCUUGGAACAUCGCAGCCCUCAGCCUCAUCUUCGUGGCGUGCCUCGUCCUCACCUUCAUCGUGUGGAGGCAGCCCGAGAGCAAGACUAAAUUAUCGUUCAAGGUUCCGCUGCUGCCGUUCAUCCCCGUGAUCAGCAUGUUUGUCAACGUCUACCUGAUGAUGCAGCUGGACAGAGGCACCUGGGUACGCUUUGCAAUCUGGAUGGCGAUAGGCUUUGCGAUAUACUUCUGCUACGGUAUUCGCCACAGCACAGAGGCCGCCACGGCUCGCUCGUCACCUGACACGGAGAUGAUGGACCUCAAGCGGGACCAGGAAACAGAAAGCCUGGCGCUGGAAAAGGAGGCCUUCCUUCAGAAUGGAGUCGAUGUUGGGGAAGAGGACGAGGGAGAUUUGUAGGGAAGCAUUCGAACAUGCUACGAACAUUACAGAUUCCCCGGAUGCCGUUCUGUCUGUGUAAUAGUAUUUCUGUAAGGACGACUGUAAAUCCUUCAGCGGCACUAACUCCUUGUUGGGGAGAGUGAUGAGAAAUAGGUUUGACCUGAAAUUCUCAGACCUGUUUCGUUGCCCUUCGAGUGCUGGGUGCAGCACGGACAGCUGGUUAUAAUACAGCCAGUCGGCACAUAUCAUUGUCAGAUACAUUUGGAGAUUCUAAAUUGACCAUAGGUGUGAGUGUGUGUGUGAGUGUGAAUGUUUGUUUUGUCUGACAUGUCCAGGAUGAACCCUGCGUCAGCUGACUGGAGACAGGAAACAUGUGACAUGUGAGGGAGACUCACAGAUGAAACCAUAACGUGUGUCUGUUUGUGUUUGUUCAUAGUCGCUUCUUUGAAGAGUGUCUGAGACAUCGCUGGCAUCUCCGCCGUGCACAGGACAGCGGCUGUCGGAAAGUUUUUAUGAUCAUAUCACAUCGGUUUAAAACUCUCUCAGUAUUAAAUUCAGGCCGUAGAAUAUUUACAUUCAUUCGUAACUGAUGUCUCGUGAGUGACAUCAUUACCCCUGUCCAUCAACAGAAUUGGUAGGCGGGGCCAAAGGAAAAACUGGCUUGAUUGAGGCAACAGAAGAUCAGAAUGUGCAGAACAUGAGAGGAACCCCAGCAGGAAUAUUUUAUACUGUAAAACCUUCUCAACAGAUCAUUUUCAUGAUCUUUACAGGAAUAAAAUGAUGGCAGUUGUUGAAUUACACUCCCUUAGUGAACCCUGAUACAUGAUGAACGGCAGUUAGCAUCAGUUAUCACAGAAUAACGGUGGAUUUUCACAGUGCUGGCUGCUGUGGUGUGUUUUUGUUGUUGUUGUUGCUUCCGUAGCUUUUAACAUCUAAAACAAUACAAGCCAAUGAUUUUAUUAAUGUUAAAUUUGGAUUUAUGUAAACGUUACUUUACACAUUUUAUCAUGUUUGUUAAUGAAAACUGGGUCAUUUAUUGUGUUUGUCAGAUUUUUAAUCUGAAACUAAUGUUUACAAGUUGUUUUUUUUUAAACAAUAAAAAAAAUACAUCAUUUGCUAUUUAAACACAAGCAUAAUAAUUGAUUUAAAGUUUUUAACAUCAUAUAAUCAAAUGUCUUCUUUUUCUUACCUCUCAUUUGUUUACUGUAGAAGCGUUGGUUAUCACGUGGAUGUUAAUGUUGUGUAUAUUUCUUGCAGUAAAUUAUUUGUAAACUGGAGAAAGGGUUAUUUGUCGACGUAAAUGAAUCCCAUAAAAAUCUGGCUUCAG